UGAAAAUUAACAAACAUCGGCAUUGACUUUUAGUAUGUCAACAAAAUCUUUGCAUCUUCGCGUUUUUUUGCGCACAUGGCCACCUGUAAAUUUUGCUCAACUUGCCAACUGCCUCCAUUGGCGGUGGCGGCUCUGCCUUCCAUUUCUUCACACGUCAAGUUCCAUCCGAUCGAAAAUUCGCCAAGAAUAUUAAUCCAACCCAACAUUCACCAUAAAUGUCGUCUCCUUCCCCUCCAAAAAGCAAAAAAGCAGCAACUUCGCUCCCUCCAAAAAUGUCGUCUCCAACUUCCAAUACCGUCAUCAAUCCAACCUUCACCGAGCAAGAAUGGUUGAAACAGAUCAACCAGGCGAUCCAACUCGGCCCGGAAACCAUAACCCAAAACCUCUCCUCCAUCUUCAGAGUCCCCGCCACCAUCUCCGCCGCCAAGCCCCAGUCCUACGCCCCCAAGCUCGUCGGCCUUGGCCCGCUCCAUCACUUCCAGCGGCGGCUCUACCAGAACGAGCCCCUCAAGCUCGCCGGCGCCGAGCAGGCGCUCAAGCGCUUCAACGUCGCCACCGCCGACUUCCCCAACCUCGUCCGACAAAUCGUCCCUCUGCUUCCGGCCAUCCGACUAUGCUACGACUCCCACCUCGACAUCGCCGACGACACUCUGGCCUGGGUCCUCGCGAUCGACGGGCUCUUCGUCGCCGAGAUGCUCUACAACCCGCAGUUCCUCCUGCCCCGGACGUCGAGCUCGUUCAGCUUCUCGGAGAAGCUGCGCGACAUCACCGGCGACAUCGUCCUGCUCGAGAAUCAAAUUCCGAUCUACACUCUGUUUCCGGCGGAGAUUUCGGUGAACUUGUGCAAGAUGCUGGAAUCCUUCUGCGGGGUGCUCUCGCCUUUCAAGCUGCAGGAUUAUGAUUCUGAUCUCGAAUUGAAGCCGCCCCCGAAGCAUCUGCUGGAUCAUGUGUACCAAUUGAUAUCGCGGGAAAAAAACAGAGCAUCCUUGCUGAAACGAGAAGAGAGCGAUGUUUCAUCGCCGGCUGAUGAGGAUUCGGUUAUUGCCAUCGGCGGAUUGGGGACUCUGGCCGAUGACCUCGCCGAGAAAGUAGGCGACGCCAGUGAAGACAUCGGCCCUGUUCAGAACGUGACCGCCGGAAUUGAGAGGCUCGCCCAAAUACAGAUCAGAAGCCCGGUCAGCAGCAUUUUCAGGAUACUCGACAUACUAGGGAUCUCCAGUUUCGUGAACGAAGCACUGGAAGACGAAAUCACGCUUCUCCCAUCAGCCGGAGACCUCAAAGGCGCCGGAGUGAAAUUCGCCGCCACGACCGGCGGCCUGAGAUGCAUCGAAUUCGACGAAUCCGACGCCGUUCUGACCCUCCCUGCAUUCUCCUGGAAACCCAGCAGCGAGAUCGUGAUCCGAAACCUGGUGGCGUACGAGUCCCUGGCCAAACCGGAUUCCGCGAUCCUGAUCCGGUACACGGAGAUGAUGCACGCCAUGGUCCAGGACAAGAAGGACGCGAAGCUGCUGAGAGAAGACGGGAUCGUGGAGGGGAACAACGCCGCCGCCGGCGACGAGGCAAUGGUUGCUUUGUUUCGCGGGAUGGGAGGGGCGCCGGAUCCGAUGAGCAGGACGGUCCUGGACAAGACGAUUCUGGAGGUGAAUUCGUACUACAACAGAAAAUCGAAGGUCGUGGCAUCCAAGGUUUUUAAAUUGGGGGUGAAGGCCUUGCUGAGGGUGCUGAUGGUUGUCGCCGCCAUUGCUCUGCUGGUAAUGUUUUCAAUUCAGUCGUACUGUAGCAUCUAUGUGUGCGCCGGGACGACGGGUGGCGGGUUGUUCGGAAUUGGGACCCUGGAAUCGUCGGUGGGACGGCAGAUUGGUGGCGGCGGUGGGGUGUCCUCUUUGUUGUCAUCUGUUUAGAGGGAUUUGAUUGAUUUUUGUGGGGUGGGUGUGUGUGAUUAAGGGAAGUGGGUUAGUUGGUCUUUGUUUGGUUUUUGUGUAUAAUUUACGUCAUUAAUUAGGGCUGUAUAUUUAAUUAACGUUAAUAUUUGUUUUGUCUUAUAUUAUUUUCCACGCGUGGUGUAAUUGUUGACUGGGAGAUGUUCGUCAGUCGUUACAACGCAUUACACGUCUCUUUGUUUUAAGUGUAUAAUUUCUUGUAAGGAAGUUACUGAUUAAGUUGAUUAAUUGCAAUAAAUACCAAUUGUUUGUAAUUAUUUUUGAACAACGAAUAUAAUUACCUAUUGUGUGCGUGUUUAAGUCGUUGAUCCGAUCAAGCAAGUGAUUUUUUUUAUACCCAGUAACCUCAGUCACAAGUGUCACUUUGUGAUAUCGGGGCCUACUAAAACUGUGGGUCAUCUGCAAUCAAUUCGACACCAACAUGACUUCGCCCCCAGCAGUCUUGUACCUCCGGGAACACCAACGGGUCUCGCUUGAAUUCGAACAUGGGAUCAGCAACUCCCAAACCUUCACUAUCGCGGCAGUUGGUUUUUUAUACACAGGAACCUCAGCCCCAAGUGUCACUUUGUGACAGCCGGGCCUUACUAAAACUGGGGGUCCACCUGCAAUCAAUUCGACGCUAACAGGGCUUCGUCCCCAGCAGUCUUGUACCUCCAAGAUCACCAACAGGGCUCGCUUGGAUUCGAACCAGGGAUCCGUAACUCCCAAACCUUCACUGUCGCGACAACUUUACCGUUAGACUAUCUUACCUUUGGUGCAAGUGGUUUGAAGUUUAACAGUAUGACCGGGGUGCAAGUGAUUUGAAGUUUAAUAGUAUGACCGAGUUCCAAGUUGUUUUAUACAAAUAAGGUGGUAAUUUAGGAUAUUAAUGGGUGAAAUAAAAUUUACCUUAUAUAUAAUUAUUAGAAACUCAACUCUCAUAAAAAAAUACAUAACCCUCGUGACUCAUCCACUAUCCUCCUUCCUUAUCUCCCCCCCUCUCCCUUCCUUUUUUCUUCUUCCCCUUCUUUAGCAGUCAAACCAAUGACAUUUUGGAGAUCGUUCUAUAGCCCGAAAGUGGUUGGAUCGGGAUGAAGUGACAGGCCGGUAGAGGUUUAACAAGUCUUGUGUGAUACGAAUUUGCAAAUAUGUAUUAUAGAUUAAGACACAAAAAUAAAAAUAGAAAUGGAAGAAAUUACAAUAAGAGUUUGAGCAAAAUAAAUUCUAUGUAACCCAAUGUGGUCAAGGCACCCAAUUCCAUCGAAGUACUCACCUAACGACUAACAGCUUUGAGGCAUUCAACUGCAUGCAUUGUUGGGUCGUCAGUAAGCUCAUACAAUGGUUUCAAUUUGGUGUUGAAUGAGCUAGAAAAUGGGCCCCUGGAUUCGCUUUCCUGCUGACAAAAGCCCAAGCCACAUUAACACGAGAGAGGUGAACAGGAAGGAAGGGACACAAGUCGCCAAAUUUCCUUCAGCAACUCCGUGUUCUGGUCUAUCAUAUCCGUCUUCUCACUUCUUAAUCAAAACCAUAGGAUUAAUGCCAUAUUUGGUCACUGAGUUUACUAAAAAGUCUCACGUUUAGUCACUCGAAAUAUUUUGUUUCAAUGCUGGUAAUUCAAAUUAGUAAAACGAUCUAUGUUUGGUCACUCUCCGGUAGUCUCCGUCCAACUCUAUUAAUGAAGUUCGUUCUCUGCU
Molecule: messenger RNA, 3613 nt
Organism: Linum trigynum
Lineage: Eukaryota; Viridiplantae; Streptophyta; Magnoliopsida; Malpighiales; Linaceae
Source: the annotation of a GenBank genome assembly